AACCCUAACUUGGCUUGUGGUUGUGAUCGCCUCACUUUGCUGCAGACCCUAAUCUAAGAGCGCGUGCCGCCUGUGAUUCGAUUUGAUGGCUCCAAAGAAGGACAAGGCUCCUCCACCUUCAUCGAAGCCCGCCAAAUCUGGCGGUGGAAAGCAGAAGAAGAAGAAGUGGAGCAAGGGAAAGCAGAAGGAGAAGGUGAAUAACAUGGUGCUGUUCGAUCAAGCUACCUAUGACAAGCUUCUAUCUGAGGCACCCAAAUACAAGCUCAUUACUCCUUCCAUUCUAUCUGAUCGUUUGAGGAUUAAUGGAUCACUCGCAAGGAAGGCUAUAAGAGAAUUAAUGGCUAGGGGUUCAAUCAGGAUGGUGUCUGCCCACGCAAGUCAACAGAUUUACACUAGAGCUACAAACACCUAGAUUUUGUACUGGUCAUAGUUUAUGUAGUAUUGAUGCGAUCGAUGAAGUGAUUUUGUUUUUCAGUUUGAGACGCCCCUCAUGCUAAAAAUUACAUCAGUUUGACUGUUGCUAAAUUCAUGGUUUAUUUCUUUUUAUAACCUCGGUAAUAUAUUUGUCAUGGCUUCUAUA
Molecule: messenger RNA, 580 nt
Organism: Abrus precatorius (Indian licorice)
Lineage: Eukaryota; Viridiplantae; Streptophyta; Magnoliopsida; Fabales; Fabaceae
Product: 40S ribosomal protein S25
Exons: 4
Coding region: 86-412 (108 amino acids)
Cellular component (GO): cytosolic small ribosomal subunit
Molecular function (GO): structural constituent of ribosome
Source: RefSeq, a predicted model, not a curated record